AUAUCUAUUUAGUAUUACAAAGUCAAGUAAAAAGAAUAGAGAGCUGUAUUUCAGACACGAGGCUGCAGAGGGCCUGCGUGAGCCAGCAGGAGCUGCGCCACCUGUGGGUCUAGGUGAGUCUCAGCGCCACCGAGGCCGUGCAGGGGGUGCUGCUCGAAGGCCACCCGUCCUGGAAGUACCUGAAGGACAUCCACUAUCUGCUGGUGGAAGUCCAGCAGGCCCCCGGGAUGUGAAGCUCAGGCCGCCCCCCCCCCCCCCCCCGCGUGGAUGCUGUGCUGUCCCUCCUGAGUGCCCGGGGGCUGAGCCUGAAGCUGGUGUGGCCCAAAGCCCUGCUAGACAACUGCUUUCGGGUCGUGGAGCUGCUGUACUGCUCCUGCUGUAAAGAAACAUCCGUCCCAAACUGGCAGGACUGGCAGGUGCCCAACCCUCAGCCCCACGGCCCGGAGCCCCUGCCGCAGUGUGUGGCCGCCUAGCUGUGCUCUCUGCCCCAGCAG
Molecule: messenger RNA, 494 nt
Organism: Myotis lucifugus (little brown bat)
Lineage: Eukaryota; Metazoa; Chordata; Mammalia; Chiroptera; Vespertilionidae
Product: interleukin-34
Exons: 1
Biological process (GO): positive regulation of macrophage differentiation; positive regulation of cell population proliferation; positive regulation of monocyte differentiation
Molecular function (GO): cytokine activity; macrophage colony-stimulating factor receptor binding
Source: RefSeq, a predicted model, not a curated record